Messenger RNA from Dovyalis caffra, 258 nucleotides. NCBI's taxonomy places the organism in Eukaryota, Viridiplantae, Streptophyta, Magnoliopsida, Malpighiales, Salicaceae. The record is from the annotation of a GenBank genome assembly.
AUGGAAAAUGAGAAGGCAAGAAGUGUGAAGGCAUUUGGGUUUUGGAAUGUUUAUUUGGUGAAGAGCGAAGCGAGAGAGGUGAAGGCGGAACUUGUUUAUAGGUUUCCGACAUGGCUGAACAAAUGGGAUAUUCUUAGUUCCACUGUAUAUGGUUACACAAGCACACAAAGGGCAUUGUUUAAGAUCGUUAAAAGAAAAAGAACGAGAGGAGAAUUUGAAGUAGACCUUCCAGAUCGUACGAACAGCUUAUUCCCAUAA